Venustampulla echinocandica is the source of this 1176-nucleotide messenger RNA. RefSeq names its product Vegetative cell wall protein gp1. The coding region runs from base 1 to 1176 and encodes 391 amino acids. NCBI's taxonomy places the organism in Eukaryota, Fungi, Ascomycota, Leotiomycetes, Helotiales, Pleuroascaceae. The record is from RefSeq and is a predicted model, not a curated record. The transcript has a single exon.
AUGAACAAUUAUACGCCAUACAACACGCCGCCGGCCCAUCCGGCGGCUUACUACGGAUUCAGCGCGACGCCGUCGCCAGCUGGAUCACCCUCAGGAGCCCACGGUGGAUUCUACGCGCCACGACCAGGUCCAGGACCAAAACACCAUUCACGACACACUUCGGGAGAUGCCUAUGGCUAUUCACACUCCCCGCGAGCUUUCUCGCCCAGGUAUAACUCCAAAGGAGACUACGCGACUGCUGCCAAUGUGAGUCGAAAACAAAGUUCUUGGUCCGGCCCGCGCUAUGAGGCGAGGCGUCGAAAUUCUUACUCCUAUCGAGCCUCUCAUGGGGAUUCCGACGAGGACGAAUAUGAAUAUGUAGAUUAUUUUGUGGAUGGUGUGAUCUACCGAGUACCGGCUCGCCGGCCUACAAAGACAACUUACAAUUAUCGUGGGCGUGGCACUGAUCACUACUACUCUCAGGGCCAUGGAUACGCGUAUGAGAAGGAUGAACCUGAGGACUCGCCACUUUACGAACCAUCACCUAGACGACGUCGACAAUCAUCUUCGACGCCACAGCGACCAUCAACAGCGCGACCGACGACCGCACCAAAGACGGCACCAAAGAAGCCGCCACCAACGGCCAAGGCUACCGAUGCUGACGCACGCAAGCAUCGUAUUCCCCCGGGAUACUCACUUAAGAACUGGGAUCCUUCCGAGGAGCCGAUCAUGCUCUUAGGCAGUGUUUUCGAUGCCAACAGCCUCGGCAAAUGGGUCUACGACUGGACCGUCUACCAUCAUGGACCCGCCACACCCAUCGCCGACAUGGCCGGCGAACUCUGGCUGCUUCUGAUUCAGCUUGCGGGCAAAGUGAAGCGGGCGGAAGAAUGCAUGCCGCGCAUUCGAAAGGAGGAGAACAGAGAGAUGGUGGAGGAUUUUAUUGAAUCAGGGGAACGAUUAACGGAUAAACUAAAGAAGCUGCUUAAGGCGUGUGAGACGCCUAUGUUGAAGGCAGGCAAGAGACAUGGAAAGGAGCAGGCGCAGUUGGGCAAGAACGCAGGCACCGAGUUUGUCGAUUCCAUCUUUGGACGGGACCGGCAGCUUGAGCACACGGAGAAGUUCAUGGCAUCCAUUCGGCUCUGGAAUCUGCGAUUUGACGCCAACUGCGAGGAUAUACUUCGAAGGCCAGGACAAUAG